CUAGCCAAAACGAAAACAUUAAACAAACAAGAAGUAAAUUAUAAAGUGGUCGAGAGAAUUCUUGGCCUAUUCUAACCCUGAAAGUUUAAAUGUCUUUAAGGUUAUUUUAAUUUCUUGGACUUGGACGUAUUAACCUUUUUGGAGAGACUUCUUAAUAUUAAAGGAUGGAGUUGACAAAUAAAAUCAUAAACUUUUUCACUAAACUUACUUUCCGCAGUAUUCCAAAGCCACCUUACAACCACAUUGUACAGUUAGGAGAUCCCGUGUUAAGACACAAAUGUAAAGCCGUAGAGAAAGGUGAUCUACAGAGCAAAGAGUUCAAAGAGCUGCUGCACAAGCUGAGGAAGGCAGUGAGGAGGUACAAGUGUGCGGGACUGUCUGCUCCUCAGCUAGGAAUCAACAUGAGAGUCAUGGCGUUCACUUGUCCCUCAGAGAGUGACUACUAUGGAACAAGUCAGGAAUACCACCUCAAACAGAUGCAGCCGUAUCCUUACACUGUAUGGAUAAAUCCCACUUUGAAGGUGUUGGAUUACUCCAAGGUUACGUUUCCUGAGGGGUGUGAAAGUAUGAGAGGUUACUCAGCUGAAGUGGCUCGAUACACGAGGGUUCAGCUGUCAGGAUGGGACGAGGAGGGGCGGGACAGGCAACAGGAGUUGUCGGGUUGGCUGGCUCGUAUUGCUCAACAUGAGAUGGACCAUCUGGAUGGCAAGUUAUACCUAGACACUGCGCAACUCUCUACACUAAUAUGUGCCUUCUGGAAUAGAGUGAACCAGACGGGUGGCAAGGUCCAUCUGUCUUACUAUCCUAAUAAGAUAUUAUCCAAAGGUUAAUUAUGUAACAGUUACAUUAUGUGUGAAAUAUAGGUCUAUUAAGAGA
This is a messenger RNA of Macrosteles quadrilineatus (aster leafhopper), 876 nucleotides long. RefSeq names its product peptide deformylase, mitochondrial-like. The coding region runs from base 165 to 830 and encodes 221 amino acids. The transcript has 5 exons. Gene Ontology annotation, biological process: peptidyl-methionine modification; N-terminal protein amino acid modification. NCBI's taxonomy places the organism in Eukaryota, Metazoa, Arthropoda, Insecta, Hemiptera, Cicadellidae. Gene Ontology annotation, molecular function: peptide deformylase activity. The record is from RefSeq and is a predicted model, not a curated record. Gene Ontology annotation, cellular component: mitochondrion.